Molecule: messenger RNA, 409 nt
Organism: Camellia sinensis
Lineage: Eukaryota; Viridiplantae; Streptophyta; Magnoliopsida; Ericales; Theaceae
Source: RefSeq, a predicted model, not a curated record
UCUCUCACGAGCCCUAGCGCUCAAUCCACCAAACUCUUCGUCGUCGCUGUCCCCAACUACCUCUCUCCCGACGACUUCCUCCUCUUUUGUGGAUCUCACCUCGACCACUUCUCCGAACUCUACUCCGCAGAGAGCUAUGAGUUGGCAGAAGAAGCCUGUUCACCUCUGCCCAGAUUUGUUGAAUUGCCUACUUGCCCUGUUUGUCUUGAUAUUUCUCGAGUAGGAGUUUUGCUUCUUGUGGAAUGCAUGUCUGUGAAGAAUGCGACUAAUUUUUGUUUUUGUUGCCCAUGGAGAAUGAUGAGCAAAACUUGUAAUUUUGGUUUAUGUUAUUUUGAAUUAUGAAGAACAUUAUAUAUUUAAACAUUAUAUAUGUAUUAUGAAACAUUAUGUAGUGGGAUAAUUUUGUUAA